Messenger RNA from Dothidotthia symphoricarpi CBS 119687, 1161 nucleotides. RefSeq lists its product as uncharacterized. The transcript has 3 exons. Lineage: Eukaryota; Fungi; Ascomycota; Dothideomycetes; Pleosporales; Dothidotthiaceae. Bases 1 to 1161 code for a protein of 386 amino acids. The record is from RefSeq and is a predicted model, not a curated record.
AUGCCCGCACCUUCCCACCACCUGCGCAGCCUCCCUUUCGGCGUCUUAGUCCAGCGUCACCUCUCACACGCCUCACGACCCUGGCAAACGUCACCGAUCGCGAAGCUAGCGGGAGCACGAUGUUACGCCAAAAGCGCACAAGAAACCCGCAUGGGCACCACAACACCUGUACCCGAAGAUGCCGACCCGCCGAAAGCAAAGUCACCUUUCUACUUUGAAGCUGGAUACGCGCUGUUCGCAAAAAGAGCUUCACGACCAUUCCCUCCGCCGUUCCUCUCGUUGCCCUCCACAAGCUUCUCAGAGCCGCUGAGUACAUACAACAAGAGUCGAGACCGCAGACCAACCGUCAACGGCGAGAUGAUACGCGGCGUCACCAACGGGGAUGACGCAGUGCUGGUCAGCGACUAUUUCGUCGGAGCAAAUGACGGAGUAGGAGCGUGGGGAACAAGAGAAAAGGGACAUGCUGCUCUAUGGUCUCGCCUGAUCCUGCACUUCUGGGCCCUCGAAGCCGAACGCGCACCCUUCUCUCCGUCCUCGGAACCAGACCCAGUCUCAUACCUCCAAACCGCCUACGAGCACACCAAGCAAGCAACCCUAGAGCCCAACGAAUGGCACGGCACAACCACAGCCUGCGCCGCGCUCCUCAGUGCCUCGACCCAAACACCACCCCAUCCACUCCUCUACGUUACGCAGCUCGGCGAUUCGCAGAUCCUAGUCAUCCGCCCGCGCAGCAAGGAAGUCAUCUUCAAAACCCAAGAGCAAUGGCACUGGUUCGACUGUCCGCGCCAACUCGGGACAAACAGUCCAGACACACCCACCGGCAACGCAGUCUUGGAUCGCAUACAGAUCGAGGAAGAGGAUGUUGUUCUCGCCAUGACAGACGGUGUGGUGGAUAACUUAUGGGAACACGAAGUUGUGCAGAAUGUGGUUGACAGCAUGGAGAAGUGGCAGGGCGAUGCGGACAACGCAGGGCAUACAUAUGCCGAGGCCAUGCAGUUUGUUGCGCAACAACUCGUUAAUGCUGCGAGGGUCAUUGCCGAGGAUCCGUUUGCUGAGAGCCCGUAUAUGGAGAAGGCGAUUGACGAGGGGCUGUCUAUCGAAGGAGGCAAACUCGACGACAUCAGCGUUGUAGCCGCUCAGUGCAGACGACGUAAAGGAUGA